GUAUUUUUAUAACACUUUUUAUUUAUUUUAAAAAUGGCCUCAAAAGAAGAAUUAGUUCAAAUCGCCACAAACUUUUUAUUAAAUGCACCACCAUGUGAAUUUAUGGAAGUCGUUUCAGAUGUUCGUGCUCUUCUCCCAAAUGAAUCAUUAUUAAAUGCUACAGCUGCCGAUACUUUCAGAGAAUAUAACACUACUCAAAUGAUUUCAGUCAGCACCUCAAAAGGUCAAACUUUAAUUACCAAAGAAGGUGAAGUUAGUGCAAACGAAUAUUUAGACCCAAAGAAUAAACAAGUUGUUUCAUUUGAUCAUAUUAAACAAGCUGUUACUGGUGAACGUUCAGCUUCAGGUGAAAUCGAACAAGAUAUCGAAUCAAUUAGAUCUGCUUUUGAAGAAGAAGCUGUUAAAUAUUGCAAUGAAUUCUAUCCAAAUGGUGUUUGUGCUGUUUAUGGUAACAAAGUCUCAGAAGGUACUAGAAUCACUAUUUGCAUUUCAGCUGCUUUAUACAAUCCAAACAACUAUUACUCUGGUCGUUGGAGAAGCACCUGGGUUUGCACCAUUGCAGGUUCAAAUGUUACAUCAAACGGUAAAAUUCAAAUUAAUGUUCACUAUUAUGAAGAUGGUAAUGUUCAAUUAAAUACCAUUACCCAAAAAUCAUGCACUUCUGCUGCUGGUGAUGCCAAAUCAACUGCUGUUAAUGCCUUAAAAGCUAUUGGUAAAGUUGAACUUAACCUCCAUUCCUCAAUUGAUACCAGUUAUUCAACCAUGGGUGAUACCACCUUCAAAGCUCUUAGACGUGCUCUUCCAAUCAAUCGUUCUAAGAUUAACUGGCAAAAAGUUAGAGGUUUCAAAGUUGGUGCUGAACUCAACCAAGCCAAAUAAAAUUAAUAUUAAUCCAUAUCAACAACAUCAAAAGUUAACCCAAUUUUAUCUCUAGAAAAACCUUUUAUAAAAAUCAAUCAAAAAAAAAAAAAAUAGUAGUAGUGCACUACACCCACACAACCAAUAUAUUUAAUAAAAUCAAAACAAUGUUACUAUAUUAAUAAAAUAAAAUAAAAGAAAAUAAUUUUUUUUUUUUAAAAAAAAAACAAAAAAUAUUUCAUCUAUAUUUAUCAC
Molecule: messenger RNA, 1113 nt
Organism: Dictyostelium purpureum
Lineage: Eukaryota; Evosea; Eumycetozoa; Dictyosteliales; Dictyosteliaceae
Exons: 4
Coding region: 34-879 (281 amino acids)
Biological process (GO): actin cytoskeleton organization; barbed-end actin filament capping
Cellular component (GO): actin cortical patch; F-actin capping protein complex
Molecular function (GO): actin filament binding
Source: RefSeq, a predicted model, not a curated record